AUGAAUUUCCUCGAUGAUCCAAUAAAGGUAGUACCGGAGCCACCUGCCGAUAGCGCCACCUCCUGGCGGACCGGAAGAGGCAGCCAGUCGAAGGGAGGGAGGACUCGAGUCGUGCAGAGGAUGUUCCCGACGAAGAAGCACCACCUCUCGAUGGCCGCCGUCUUGUUGACAAUCAGUGUACUCCUCCUCAUCGCCGCCUCCGUCCUCAACUAUGACCUCUGUGUCAAGUACUCUUCAGAUCUGGAAGUCUUAGGCCGGUACAUACAACCUUCUGGUCAUAACAGCGGAUUUCCUCAGGUAAUAGCAGAUUUCAUGGCAAGCUUGCUGGUCCUUAUAGGCAUCUUAUGCUUCUAUCGUUGGUCAUCCUACCCCAUAGUUCCAUCAAGAAUUCAAAAAUCCAUAGAUCAUGUCAAUGCAGAACCCCCAGAAAUGGUUCAAAUAAUGUCAGCCACCGAUUCCUAUUUGCCUGAGACGAUUUUUCGGCCGAAAUCAGAAGAUGAAUUACAAUUCAUGGAAGCUACUACAUUCUGCUUCAUAGGCUUUGGCAUUUUUCGAUGGUUCAAACCUGUUAUUUUUGUCAUUAUUGGAGGUUUCGCUGUACUGUGUACUGUUUCAGUGAUCAAUCUGUACCAAGAUUAUCUUCAUUUGAAACGCAAUGAGAAAAUGCCAGUGGCUGGCAUUGCUGAAUAUGCUGAUGGACAAAACAGUGCUAUUCUUUUGAAUGUCAGAUUCUCUAAUUUGACCGAGACACAGAACCAUAAUGAGGGGAUUAAUCAACGACCUAAUGGUACUGAAUUAGUUUAUGUUCCAGCAGUGCAAGAACUAAAUAGUAUUGAUACUCGAGCUAGUGACAUGAAGACUGUUUAA
Messenger RNA from Nezara viridula (southern green stink bug), 867 nucleotides. The record is from the annotation of a GenBank genome assembly. Lineage: Eukaryota; Metazoa; Arthropoda; Insecta; Hemiptera; Pentatomidae.